Molecule: messenger RNA, 1323 nt
Organism: Parastagonospora nodorum SN15
Lineage: Eukaryota; Fungi; Ascomycota; Dothideomycetes; Pleosporales; Phaeosphaeriaceae
Exons: 2
Coding region: 1-1323 (440 amino acids)
Source: RefSeq, a predicted model, not a curated record
AUGUCUUCACAGCCUAGCCUCGAACUUAUCCACCUCGCUCCAGAGCUCGUGGAAAACGUGGUCGAGCAAGUCAGCCACAAAGGAGACCUGUCCAAUAUUCGACUAGCUUGCAAAACACUAGACAAGCACGCCGUGAAACAGCUGUUCAAAGAAGUGAUCCUCUCCCCGGCGGAGAGGCACCUGAGCGCCUGGACCAGUAUUAGCGAGGACGAUGUUACGCAUAUUGAAGAUUAUGGGUGGAACUACCAGGAAAGCGAUGAGGAAGAGGCCCUGGAAUGUUUCGGGGAUGCCCUAGCAGCAUUGUCGAAGUUUCCCAACCUGGAUUCAUUGGAGAUUGGCUUCAGCCCGGAAUGCAUAGGCCGAGAUCAUGACCUCUGGCAGGAAACAGCGGAGGAAAUCUCAGAGCGGGAACACGUGUUGACGCAAAUCUUCCAGGCCAUCCAGGACAGGGCGGCAGACGAAAAGAAUAGGAAAAUUCGCAAAUUAACAAUCGUCAACCUCCAAAAUUGUCCCACCCCUGAAUUUACCUCGUCCGAUCUCUUCCGCGAUGUAAUGGGUCAGCUACAAGAGCUGCACAUAUCUGUUUUGCAAGAGUGCAAUGAGCAUGGACCCGACCAUGACUACACCAAAGUCGAGUUGCAGACCUGGCCGGCCUAUUUCUGUUCGCACUGGCUUGCACCUAUCUCAAAGAAUCUCAACGCAUUAUCCAUCUACAACAAGACAGACAAUUGGGGUCCCUUCCCCGGCUUCUUCGACCCCAGCGGCAUCUCAUUCCCAAAGCUCGAGACAUUAGCCCUAGGCUACUAUACCCUUGCGCACGACAACGACUUUGACUGGGUUCUAGCUAUUACGUCACUCCGAAAGCUCAUCCUCCACAAUUGUAUGAUUAAUUCCUGGAUGAGCAUUUAUAACGAUAACAUGGACGAAUGGAAGGUCCGGACGCACGAUUGGACCGCAAUGCCCGACCGGGACGUAGACUGGCAUAAGGACUUCUCAUACGCUGGAACAUGGAGCCAACGAUUCGAUCGCAUCGCGGAAGCCUUGCCAAAUUUGAUUGACUUCCGAUUUGACUACGGGUCGUCAUAUGAGGCACCUGAGUAUAUCAUCACAGGACGAAACAACUGCGCUGCUAGGGUGUUCCCGCGGAGAUAUGUUUGCUUCGAUAACGGGAUCUUGCCAACGCACUGGCCGGAAGCAAAGCCUGAUGGAACGAUACAUUCGUUUCUGGACGACGGAUUUCCUAUCAAUAUGCACAAGGAAACCUUGGAGUCAGACCAGAAGAGCCUGGAGGCAUUGCUUCAGAAGCUGAAGUUGAGAAACUAG